AUGCUGAAUUACAAUAUCUCAGAGCUUCUUAAAAACGACGAAAGGUUUACAGGAAUCGAUUUUCGAUGGGGCCCGAUAUUUCUUUAUUUUUUCUUUGCAUUCAUAAUUAUUUAUACCAUACUACUUCCAUUUUACUUAUUCACCAACAAAGUGAACCACAAAAGAGAUAAUGAGAUGUUCAUCUAUCCCAUUACUGCACACUUUUGCCAAAUGGUGAAAGUAUCAUAUUUGGUAUUUGUGUCUGCAUGCUUCAACUUUAUUCUUGUUGUCAAUAUUAAUUCGUCACAGAUAAACAUAGUGCUCAUUGCAUUAUUGUUCUUUGCCCUAUUCAACGUGCUUUACAUUAUUACUCAAGCAUUCCACGUAUUAAUAUUUGUACUCGCAGUUGAACGAUUUUUUCUUUAUUUCUUCCCAUCAAGCGAAAAAGUAUUUAAAUCGGUGCCAAUCAAAAUCAAGUAUCUGUAUAUUGUGAUAAUUGCGAAAGAUUGCUCAUGUUUCGUAUUCUCAGUUUGGAAACGCAAUGAGGCGGUAUUCGAAAAUCUAAAUUGGAUGAAUUUCUUCUUUUUGAUGACUUGCUGUAUCAAUGACAUUAUUGUAUUUUUCUCGGCAGUUAUAUACAUUCCAAUUUUCCUUAGUGUUCGGAGACUUGUGAAUUUACAGUCAGUUCAACGCUCCAAGCCGCAUAACUACAUUUUCUUGCAGACAAUGGUUGUUUUUACACUCAAAUCUAUCCAUAUCCUGAUAUACAUGGUGACAAGUCAUGGCGGUAACUUCUCUUCUAUGUUAUUUAUUCAUUGGAUUAUAGUGGCAGACUUCAUCACUACUCCGUUGAUUGUCCAAAUGUCAUACCUAUCAUGCAACAAGAGAAACAUGAGCGUUUUAUUCGCUUCACACAGUUUUCGACAUUUUUCAAUGUGUUGUUUCAUUUGAAAAC
Messenger RNA from Caenorhabditis elegans, 934 nucleotides. It is a transcript of the gene srz-47, whose product is annotated as Serpentine Receptor, class Z. The record is from RefSeq and is marked reviewed. Bases 1 to 930 code for a protein of 309 amino acids. NCBI's taxonomy places the organism in Eukaryota, Metazoa, Nematoda, Chromadorea, Rhabditida, Rhabditidae. The transcript has 5 exons.